This is a messenger RNA of Micropterus salmoides (largemouth bass), 2994 nucleotides long. It is a transcript of the gene klf9, whose product is annotated as Kruppel-like factor 9. The record is from RefSeq and is a predicted model, not a curated record. NCBI's taxonomy places the organism in Eukaryota, Metazoa, Chordata, Actinopteri, Centrarchiformes, Centrarchidae. The coding region runs from base 435 to 1097 and encodes 220 amino acids. The transcript is spliced from 2 exons. Gene Ontology annotation, molecular function: DNA-binding transcription factor activity, RNA polymerase II-specific; RNA polymerase II cis-regulatory region sequence-specific DNA binding. Gene Ontology annotation, biological process: regulation of transcription by RNA polymerase II.
CCGCGAAAUUGUUUCUUGGAGUUGGGAGAUGUGUCGCUCUCAGUGAAAUAGGACAGUUGACGCAUGUGUGGGAGCGCACAGAAAGGCGGAAUAAACGCAGACACAAUAGCUCGGUCGGUUAAACGCUGUCUUAUUAAUAAGGCAGUUAGAAAAAAGGGAUUUAUAGGGAGAAGCAUAGAGGAAGCGCCGGGAACGAUUGUAAAUCCUGUCUGUCCUGUGGGGGUGUUUAUUUAUCCCCGCAACCUCAACAGGAAAACGCAGCAUUUGCGGAAUAGCCACAUCGAAGACGACACGUGUGGAUGGUUAACCGCAUGUUUCCUGGCAGGACUGCGGUCUGAUUUCUUUAUUGUAUCCAUUUUGUCGGAUUGUUUUUGAAUAUAUACAGCUACCCUAGAUACACUGCUUUCUUUUCCCCAUCCGGAUCUGCUGUAGUGAUGUCGGAGGUCGACGUCUCCGCAGACUGUCUCCCCAGCCGACCACCGGGUCGGACAGAGGACAUGUUGAAAGAGAACCAGGAGAACAGGACUUUGCUGAUGGUGGCAAUGAUUUUACUGGACUUGAACAAAUGUAACCCUAACGCUAUCAGCGCCGGAGGCAGCGACGCCGGCGCGCAGGGAAAGGUAGAGCUGGGGAGUUGCCGGUUGAACGCCGGGGACAGCCGGGACUCAGUGGCUCCCAAACAGUCCCGGAACAAGAGGGCGGAGGCGGCGGCGAGACAAGAGUUUCCUGAGAAAAGACAUUGCUGUCCCUUUACUGGCUGUGGAAAGAUGUACGGCAAGUCAUCCCACCUCAAAGCCCAUCUAAGGGUCCAUACCGGUGAGCGCCCCUUCGAGUGUACCUGGCCAAACUGCGGCAAGAAGUUCUCCCGAUCAGACGAGCUGACGCGUCACUACCGCACGCACACCGGCGAGAAGCGCUUCAACUGUCCAAUGUGCGACAAGUGCUUCAUGAGGAGCGACCACCUGACUAAACACGCCCGGCGACACGCAGGCUUCCAUCCCAGCAUGCUCGAGGGCUCCAGUGCGGCCAAGAGACGCCGCUGCUCUGUGUCCGUGUGUUCCUCUGACUCUGGAGACCAAAGCCCUACUGGGAUGUGAGACACACCCACAUACUGUACAUAUAGGCUAUGGAUAAAAGUACAUGCGGUAGAUAGAGAAGCAGACACAAACACAAACACACCUGCAUGUGUGAUGUGUGCACCUUUACACACCUCAACCAGCCAGACCACUAUUUUAAGCUUUUCUGUCUAUGCAUGUAACGUUGUGCAACAGAGCAAAGAGAAACAUACGCUUGAACCUGACUGUAAUCAAACUAGAACGUCCUCCUCUUAUUCCCUGAGAUGAUUGUUAUUUAUUAAGGGUUUUUCAGGGUGGUUCUAGUUGCUUUGCUAUUUGUGAGGAGUUUUACUUUGUGCUGUGAUUUUCUUUCCUUCCCUGGAAAAAUCUGCAAUCCUAGAGGCAUUCAUGUACAUUUAGUUUUCAUGAACACUACAUGCGUUCACUUUGCAUCACAGUUUUCAUUUGUGGGUGACGACAAGAAUAAGAAAACAAAUUAUGACUGAGAUAUUGUGGGUUAAGACGUUUUGGGAAUAAUCGGCAGUAAAUAUUACUGUUGCACACAUGCACUAUACUAGUACAGUUACUCUCCUGUCCAGGACAAGGCAAAUGUACAGUAUAGCAGUAUUAUCAUGUAAAUAGAUUAAACAGACUACCUUUUAAGAUGGGUGAUAUACUCAGUAUGAUGUAGUUGAGUAUUAUUAUAGAGUAAUAAGACAAAGAUAUAUAUAUAUAUAUAUAUAUAUAUAUAUAUAUAUUAUAGAGAAUUGCAGAGCUUGGGUAUUUUAUUUCAUAUAUUUGGCCAUAGACAUAGACUCAGUAAAUCAGGUACACUGUGAGCUAGGUUUAGGCAGCACGUUUCCUGUGUUGAAACACAAAUGUUGUCACAUCAUGAUGAAUGUUUUGAUGCAAUUAUUUGCAAAUUCAUCAUGAGAUACUAUAUAUAUAUGUUUCAACAUACUGUUGCUUUUUCAGGCUCUUGAAUUGUAUCAAUAGUGCAGGAAAACAUAACAGGGUAAAGGUAACAGGUAAGGAAAGUAGACUUUACUUUUUCACCUGGCUGUUAAAACACUUUUUAGUGUUAAGACCAUAAUGAUUCAUGUUUAGUUAAAGAUUGUAAACAAGGACGUGUGUGCCUUUCAAGGGUUUUGUAGCAAAGAGUAAUUUCUACAUUUUCAACCUUGAAGAAAUACUACCUGUAUGAACAUCAUCAGAUUCUUUAUGUUGAUAUUCAAUAAUACUUAGAAUAUCAAUGACUGUCUCUUAUGCCAACAGUGCCAGUUGCUGUACAUUGAAACUUUUGUUUACUCUGUAUCUGGAAUGCAUUUUAUCAGGGAAUAAUGCCAUGCAUGGUCAAUUUAGUCAAUAUUUCACCCCGUGGUGGUGACAUGGAAGCACAACAUUUCUCACUACAGAAAGUCAUAAAACCCCUUUUUUAUUUUCUGUCCUAGCAUUUUGAGGCGCGCUCUGUUUAUUACUUUGUUUGUGAAUCAGUGAAUUACAUCAUGUAGCAUGUUCUGAUGUAUUUGUUUGGUACAAUGUAUUUUUUAAUUGUCUGGUAAUCUUUUGUACUAUUGCUAAUGGGAUUAGAGGUCUCAUUUGUCCACUACAGGAGCCAGAAACAUUGUUGAUGUCAUUAGUUUAAUUUUUAUACUUGCCACAUAAUGCAUUAACAUGUCCAGAUAAGGUGUAAAGUUAUGUGUAGUUAGGCUCAGAGGACAUAAACUACUUACAUUUGUAAAGUUAAAUAUUUUUCUUUUCUGGCAUUAUGACAACUGUGAUUAGAUGUCGGUGCCUUUCAGGUUGAAGCCCUUACUUCUGAUGCUACUGUACUGUAAUCUGGGACUGUCAACGCAGACCCCAUGUUAUCACAAUAUGCAUAGCUGUGUAAUAAUUACUGCUCAAAAGUUUUAACAUUAAAAUUAUUUUUCUUUCUAAA